AUGAUUAUUAAUAUCAAACACGUAACUAAACCAUCACAAAUAGAAAUUCCAUUAGAUUUCAUUCUAUCAGACCAAAUCAAAAAAUUCGAUGAAGAUACUAUUUAUAACAGUCCAUUCUUUACAAUUAUAUGUCCACCGGACUCAUACAAUGAAACAAGAGAUAUGGCUAUUAAAUUGAUUGGCAAAUAUUCAUUUAUUGACGUUCAAGUCCACACCGUUGAAUUUGGUUUUCAAGUUUACAAUCCAUACGACAAAUUACUUACUCCAUUUGAUGGUCGUAUGUACCAAUUCUGCGAAAAAGCAGUACCACAUCUUUUAAACUUAAAUUACCAUGAUUUGAUCAAACGAAGGAAACCUGCAUUAGUUUCAAUGAACCAAAACAUCACUAGAGAAGAAAGAGAAUCCUUGAUUGAAAUUACAAAUGCAUAUCCCAGUCUUGAUGUUGUAAUUCCUGGGAAAAGAACACUAAAAAUAAUUGAAGAGCUAUGUAAAGUUGAAAACAGUUCAUACAUAGUCAUUUGGCCUUACUUAGGUAUUUACUCAACCUUUAAUUUUGAUGAUUUUGAAGAAAAAAUGGAAAAGAUUCGACGAAACAAAUCAAUUCUCGAACCCGAGGACAACACUAUUGAAAUGGAAAGUAACGAUACAAAUUCAUCUGAUUCAUCCUCAUCCGAAAUUUCUAUUUCAGAAAAUUCCUCAUCUUAUUCUGAAGACUCUUCAGAAAGCACUAGUUUUUCCUCCGAAUCACCAUAUUCAGACAAUGAAAAUAUGAUUUCAUCAAGUUCUAUGUCAUUUUCUGAAACAAUUUCCGAAAGGAGUUCAGAACAGUCAUCUGAUACAUCUAAAUCUGAUAAAUCUAUUUAUGGUUCAUCAGAUUCAUCUAUUUCAUAUUCAAAUCCAGAAUUUGAAACAGAAAAUUCAUCUAAUCAUUCUUCUUUUGAUCCAGAUAACACCAUUUCAGAAGAACCAAGCAGCAUUUACAUUUCAGAAGACUAUUCAUCACGAUAUUCCUCAGAAUACACAUCAACAACACCCGAUUUCGAUUACGGUGAGUAUGAUUUGACAAAAGCACCUAAUAGUGCUAUUGACAAGUUUGGACAUUACUCAUUAUCAUAUUCUGGUCUCGAAUUUGAUCCAUACUUCGAUUACACAUUUUUGAAAGGAUUAUUUAAAUUUUUCUUUUCUGAAGGUAGCACUAAAUAUGAAGAAGAUCUUGACUUAUUUUCAGAUAUCAUUGCAUAUUAUUCUAACCAUUCGUUUGAUUGUCACCAGUUUCCAUGGGACAUUUUUUACGGUAAAGACCGAAAUGGUGAAGAAUAUGCACAUUUGUUUGAAUUCAUGAAAGAAUACAAGAACCACAGUACUUCGACACCUACAUUCAGUCCUUCUUAUGCCGAUAUUGAUUUCCACGAGGAUUACAAAGACAACGACAACUAUUUCAACUACAUGGAUGAUUUCUAUUCUAGUUACGACAUUCCUUAUUACAGGAGAGACAUGCGAACAUAUUUUUCAGGUUCACGUGAUUCAUGGUAUCAUGAAUCGAGUAACAAAGGCGAAGAACGUUUUAUCUUUGAUAAAUACGCUAAGAGUAAUCAAACUAAAGACCAAGAGUAUCCAAUCACAUUUAAUUGGUUUGAUGAAUACAUGACAAACAAAACAUAUUUCGAUCCUUACACAGAAACAGAUUUCGAUGAAUUUUAUUUUAUAUCUCGACAUGAUUCAUAUUAUCGAAAUCCAUAUUUCUCUAAAGGUCCUCGAUAUGGACAAACUAAGAAGACACGUAAUAUUACAGGAAUCUUCCAGUUGAUUGGUUAUUCCGCUCGUGGUGGCAUGAAGAAGUCAUGGUUCGAUGUCAUUGUUCCAAAAUUUGUUGAAAACAUGGCAUCAAAAGGACGAUUUUGGCGUGAUUUCGGCUGGGCAGUUAACAAUAAAAGAUAUUCGUUGCCAUGGGAUGAAUUCGGUCCAGGAAUGUCUAAAUACCGAGAACUUGUUUAUGAUUAUUCCAAAGUAACUAAUGAUGCACGAUCUAUAUCAUACUACAGCACAGAAGAUAUUUUCUUUUCAGGUGGUCCAAUGAGAGAAACACGCGAAAAAAUAUCAUAUUUUGUUCAAAACAAAUUGUCAGCGAAAGAUAAAGAUUUUAUAUCACAUAAAUCCGAAAUGAUUUCCAAAUGGAUUUCCAGGUUGACAAUUGGAUGCGAAUGGUCUAAAAUCACCUCACCAAAAGUUCACACCAAAGGAGAAAUUGUUCAUGAAUUAAAUGCAGAAGAAUAUGAAACAUUAUUUAAUUGUACAUCCGAUUUAGCUAUUUUAUAUUAUGAUAGUUCUAAAGAAUCAUAUGAAAUGCGAAAAUCAUUCUACCAAGUUGCAAAUGAAUGUCGUUGUCUUAGUAAUUACAAUGAUUUGAAGUUUUAUGCUAUCAAUAUUGAUUUCAACUCUAUCGAAUUUACUCAUCCAAAUAUGUCUGCUCCAUUAAUUACACGCAAUCCAAUUCCUUUUGUCAUUGUUUUGCCACAAGUUUGGUAUUUGUUCCGACCUUUUUAUUUCAAUAACAAAGAGUCUCUUGAUGGAUUCAUGCGAGCAUAUACUAGCAGAACUAUUUAUAGACAUCCAGGUGAUGCAGCAUCAGAAUUGUUCAAUAAUUUCACAUAUCAGAACCAAAUUGUUGAAAGACUUUAUAACUUCAGUGAUAAAUCUACAUGUGUUUCCAGUCCUUCAGGAAGAAGAAUUAUGCAUAAUGAUAUGUUUUACUGGAGCCCUCGAUACUUCAGGAAACACAUUUAA
Messenger RNA from Trichomonas vaginalis G3, 2784 nucleotides. RefSeq lists its product as uncharacterized. The transcript has a single exon. Lineage: Eukaryota; Parabasalia; Trichomonadida; Trichomonadidae. The record is from RefSeq and is a predicted model, not a curated record. Bases 1 to 2784 code for a protein of 927 amino acids.